AGAAGUUUAGCCCAAAAAACGCAAAAACAACUUUCUAGUUUCUAUCCUAAGAAGCCCAAGCCAGAAUCACGUUCUUCUUCUUCGCACACCAACAACACACCUCUCUCUUUCUCUCUCUAGAAAGUUGCCCUACCUUACUUCUCUCUCUCACAUCGCUUUGAAGUUCAGCUAUGGCAGGUAAAUACAUCGUCGGAUCUCUCAUCGGAUCCUUUGUCAUUGCUUAUGCUUGCGAUAACAUAAUGUCUGACCAGAAGAUUUUCGGAGGAACGACGCCAUCAACUGUGUCUAACAAAGAAUGGUUUGAAGAAACGGACAAGAAAUUUCAGGCAUGGCCGCGAACUGCUGGACCUCCAGUGGUGAUGAAUCCUAUUAGUCGUCAAAAUUUCAUCAUUAAAUCUACUGAUUCUUGAAGGUGCUGAUUCAUAAUAUAUGUUGUUUUUGUUUUGUUGAUUGUUAUCAUAAAUUGGAACAUGAAAUGGAAAAAUUGUAUUGAUGUUUGGUCAGUAGAGUGGAACUCUUUCUAUUGGAUCUGAAAUAAUGAUGUUAUGAAAUAUGUUGCUUAGAAAAAUUUAACGAUUUUGUUUUUCUGCU
Molecule: messenger RNA, 591 nt
Organism: Beta vulgaris subsp. vulgaris (sugar beet)
Lineage: Eukaryota; Viridiplantae; Streptophyta; Magnoliopsida; Caryophyllales; Amaranthaceae
Exons: 3
Coding region: 171-410 (79 amino acids)
Source: RefSeq, a predicted model, not a curated record